AUGUUUUCCAGUUGUGACUGAGACGCCGCCACGUAGGUCACGUCGCUUCGCUCCGCGUCGGAAACGGUUACUUUUCAAAAAUCACUCCGAUUCCAGCCUUUCCCAGUGUCUUAAACCGCUCGAAAGUGCCUCAUGAUAGAUUUUACUUUUCGCUCGUAGGUAGUUCUAUCCCAUUCGAACCGUUUCGUGGGUUCAAAUUGUGCAGUGUUUAACGACGGAUUCGAAAGUGUUUACACCUCUGCUCUCGCCUGCAUCCUCUCGGAUAAUACCCUCGUGCCAAAAUGUGUUUAUGUCGGCCAAGUACUGUGUUUAGUUCGGCAAAUUAACGAGUGAAUCGUACUAUUUCCAUCGCAGAUUUCCCGAAAUAUCUCGCCGCUUUACCGGGAAUGGUCGGCUGAGUCUGGUGCUUUCUCAGAACCGGCGUGUGAUAGUGCUUUGUUUACAGUUCUCUCCCUGCUUUCAUGCAAGCCUUUUUGAUGUCUAACUUUUGAUCAGUGUGUCCGAGAGUGGCUUUACCUAAAUGAUAACGUUUCCUUAACUCGUGCAUGAUAGUGUGAUAUUCGAAAUCUCGGCCUUAAUUUCGCCUUUUCAUCACUCUCUGGAUCGAAAUUUGUUUGGUGUUUGUGUGAAGUGUAUAAGUCACAGCCUAAAUUUGGAUAUUGGAUUACUAUUUUCGAGUCUCCUAUAAUAAGAUGACUCAGUGGUGCGGGAGCGCAGGUGCACGCUCGGUCCAGCCCCAGCCCUCCUUUUGACGCAACCCGAGAGAGGACCGCUCGUACCUGCUCCACCAUGCUCGCCCCUCAAGCCACCCUCACCUGUUGUCUCCAGCUGUUGCUCACCGCCCUCGCGCACACCGCCGCCUGGGUCCACAACGUCAGCCCCAAAGUCGUCUUCAAGCAUGAUGAGGUGCCCUCGGACAAAUUUCGGAGCAACGCGUCGCUUAUCAAUCAUUUCAAAUUGCUUCAUCACGAAGGCUCCUCCAUCCUCGUCGGUGCAAGGAACGUCGUAUACAAUAUCACUAUAGGCAGCAUGACAGAAAAUUUGAACCAGAGGAUACAAUGGGUUCCCACUGGUGCUCACAGAGAACUCUGUCUGCUGAAAGGAAAAUCUGAGGAUCAAUGCCACAAUUACAUUCGAGUCGGUGCCAAAUUGAGCGAUUCUGAAUUACAAGUGUGCGGAACGAACGCGUACCGGCCAUCAUGCAGAGUUUACAAGCUCAGCGACGUUGGAGUACAACUGAAAGAAAAAGAGAUGGAGGGCCAUGGAAGAUGCCCGUACGACCCCAGCCAUAAUAGUACAUUCCUUUAUCAAGAUGGUCAAUUGUACACCGCCACUGUUGCUGAUUUCUCUGGUGGAGAUCCUCUCAUCUAUAAAGAACCUUUGCGGACGGAGCGUUCUGAUCUCAAGCAAUUGAAUGAACCAAAUUUUGUUAGCUCUGUCGGAUACAAUGAUUUUGUGCUGUUCUUCUUCCGUGAAACUGCCGUGGAACACAUCAACUGCGGCAAGGCAAUAUUCUCCAGAGUUGCUCGAGUAUGUAAGAAAGACAAAGGGGGACCGCAUCUCUUUGGUGACAGAUGGACCACUUUUCUGAAAGCACGCCUUAACUGUUCUGUACCCGGAGACUAUCCAUUUUACUUCGAUGAAAUUCAAGCAACAAGUGACAUUAUCAAAGGAGAAUACAACAGAACAAAAGGUGAAUUAAUUUAUGGAGUUUUCACCACACCACCCAAUGCAAUUGGAGGCUCAGCUGUCUGUGCGUUUAAUUUAACGGAUCUCAUUGCAACUUUUGAUGGCCCAUUCAAAGAGCAAAAAUCAAUGAAUUACAAUUGGCUUCCCGUGGCAGAGUCUGAGGUACCCAAACCUAGGCCAGGCCAAUGUGUAAAUGACAGCCGCACUCUACCUGAUAGCUCUGUCAACUUUAUCAAAUCUCACACUCUGAUGGACAAGCCUGUGUCAAAUCACUUCAGUAUGCCAAUCCUAAUACGCAUAUCUUCGCAAUAUCGCUUUACAGCUAUUGCUGUUGAUCCUCAGGUGGAGACCAAGAAUGGCACCAAGUAUGAUGUAUUAUUUAUUGGCACUGAUGAUGGUAGGAUUCUCAAAGCCAUUAACAUUUUAAUCGGGGAUGAAAUACGCAGUGAAAUAAUCGAAGAAAUUCAGAUAUUAAGUCCCGGAAGACCCAUCACAAAUUUAAAAAUUGUUACUGAUGAGGCUGGUGAACGUAAACUCUUGAUUAUUUCUGAUUGGGUUGUUGAAACCAUAUCAGUCCAUCGGUGUCACGUCAAAGCAUCAUGCUUUGAUUGCAUAAAUCUUCAAGAUCCUUACUGUGGUUGGGAUUACAAGAAAGGCAGAUGUGUACCUAAUAAUCAGUUUACCCUCCAAAAUGUUGAAUAUGGUAUACAUAAAGAUUGCCCGUCACCUGACCGAAUUUCGAACAGAAUUCCAAACAUUCUAUCAAGAUACCCCUCUCAGAAGGAUCUAUCCGAGUCGAAUUCUAUUGAUCCUGCUGAUCCACCCUGCUCCAAAGCUGAGUGUCCAGUCUGUGAUCCAAUCAACUGUCCAAGCGAAAGUGCUGUGCGUCCGGCUCAAGAUAAGAUAGUUAUAUACACUGCAGACACGCUGGGAGUAGCUGUAUUGACCUCUGUGUUAGCAACUUUAGUCGUCGGUUUUGUGGCUGGUUACCUGUGCUCACGCCACUUUCGCCACGACCCCUUCGCAAGCAUGUCGUUACACUCAAAUCAACCGCUCAACAGACUAAAUGAAAGUAGCAAUAUUGUUCUUGCGGAAGGGGGGAAUUCUAACUCAUAUCUGACCAACAAAAAUAAUAUCAACAUGCUCGUGAAUGUCUCCAAUAAUAAAAAUAAUGACAAUAACGAAAAGAAUCUGACCCUAGAAAAUAAUAAAACAUUACAGAAAGUUAAGAAAACAUACAUUUGAAAAACCCUGACCCAAAUGUGGCCUCUUUUUUAAAAAUGUCGAUGCGAUGUGCCUUGUUCCAUCUGUCAGUAACCUUAUUAAUCAUUGUCAAACUUGUUGUUAUGUUACAACCUGCACAAUUCUUUUGCAUCUUGUGCUCUUUUGAUCUCUUUGUGCAUUUGGAAAGGACUGACAGAAAUCUUUAGGAAUAUGUAGGCCAUCAAUUUUCAAUGAUUGAAUACUUUAAUCCACCAGUGAGGAGCUCUUUUUGUGCUUACUCAAUUGAUAUUUGAACCAAUAAGUCGACAAAGUGAAAUACUCAGUGAGAAUUUAUUUUUUUCUGAUAUGAUGACAAUAGAUGGUCUAAAAUCUUGCAAAGAAUUUUAACCUCUAUGGGUAUGUAUCUAUACGGAAGAGUUGGUAGCUCCUCCAGUUGAAUGAUAUCAAGUAACUUUUUUAAAGUGGAUUGAGAAUUGUUGCAUGAUGCUUUUCGAGCUGCUGAAAAAAAUAGCCCUGUUGAAAAGCUUGAACAGAAAUUCUCUCCCCCCCUUUAUUUUGCAACGUGAAACAUGGCGGCCUUUUCUUCGCUAGCUUUUAAAGGAACCUAAUUCUGUCAAUGGGCAGGAACCAGUGCUAUCCCUUACUGACCCCUGUAUACCUUGCGAUUGUGCAACUAUUUGUGUUCUGUAGAUUGAGUUGCUGAUUCAGUCGGGUCGGAAGUCAAUGUGACUGAGACUAGGUAUGGAAUGCUUAAUUUGAGCAUAAGUUUCAAAGCGAAUCAAAAGUUGGUGGUUAUUUUGUCAAAUCAUGCUCUUUUUGACUAACUUAAAAAUUUAGUCAAAAGAACCUGAAAUGAAAUACACAACAGAAAUCCUUUCUUUUUUUUUGCUGCUCAUGUUUUUGUGGAGCUUAGUCUUUGGAGUAAUAAGUCAGCUCUUGAUGGUUAGAAGAACAGUAUAUCUUGUGAAAUAGAUAUUCCUUGUUUAAUAGAAUUUUGUCAAGAAAGUUUCAUUGAAAAUUCGGUAUACUUUGUACCUCUGUUCAUUGUGGAAUGUUCGAGAUUUUAUUUUUUUAUCAACUCUCAAGAAAGGGUGUAUAUUUUGACUAUGCUUUUUCAGAGCUGAUCAAUUGCAAAUUGUUUUCAUUUCGUUGUAAUAUUUUGUAUAAUAGGUCACACUUAUGUGAGCCUCAAAGAUUUUAGCGAAGAGCUAAUGAAAAAAAAGGAUAUGGACUAUCAGGAGUUUGCAUUGAAAUCGCUGCCGCUGAAUUGCAACCUGGUAGAGUUCUCAUUCUGUCAAGAGUAAAAAAUAUGUGUGGCAUUGCGCUCUCUCAGCCAUUGUGCAAUGUUUAGCUUUUCUAGUCCCAGGUUUAAGCAGUAUUAGACAGAGUUUGCUCAAACGAAAUUUGGUGGCUCAGAUCAUCAAGUUUUAUUUUUAAUUUUAUCACUUUUGUAAAUUCUUGUAAAGCUAUGUUUCUUAAAAAUCAAAUUACGAUUACUCAGCAUAGAUAUCAAAGUUUUGUUCGUUACAUUACUUUGAACUUUAAUUAAAGUCCCCUCCCCCUAAUUUUUUUUUUCAUUCUGUUUCCCAAGAAGAGCUGCUUCCAAGUUAUUUAAUCUUACUUUCUGAAGUUCCCACUUUCCCAAUGAAGCAAAGAAAAUCCUUAUUUUAGAGAAUUCAUAAAGCUCUCUAUAGAUUCUUUGGAUCUUUGCCUAAAACUCCCUCUUUUUAUUUAUCAGUAUUUUUUUCCCUGCAAUCGACACUCAAUCAGUCUCCAUAUUCCUUAUUCAGAUGAUUAAUUUUUCUUGCUCUAAUCAGCCGAUAUUUCCACCUUCAGAAGAAUCAGUAAGUACCAAUUUUCUCCUGAAGAAAAGUUUAUGAAGUAGAAGUCAGUUAUACAGCAGGACUGUUUAUCUGAUCCAAAGCCUCUAAAUUUUUCAUUUUCGUAGCAUUAACUUUAAUACCUUACACUUUUUGUCUAUGUGCCUUUAAUCGUAAAUUUGUGACUGACUUUAUUUGUACCAUUUGUAAUUAUAUUACUCUGUAAUUGAUAAGUGACAAAAAACACAUAAGCUUGUUAAUAGUUAACCAAGAUCUAUUUUUUUGUUAUCCUCUGUUUAUAUUGUACAUUUUGUAUUCAUAGAAGAUUUUCAUUUUUUUAUUGUAUUUAUUUUUGUGUAUCUAUGUACAAUUACUUUUUGUAUUUUAACUUGUACAUAAAAAUGUGAUUAAAUUCUGAUCACAACUAAACAUCAGUGAAAAAGUGUAAACCGUCCAUUCUUGUAAUUAGGUUAAGCUCCUAAAUCUUUUGUGUUCCCUCACUGUUCUUUUUUUAUCUCAUCAGUAUUUUCUUUAUCCGUAAAAUUUUAUGGUGAGAAAUAAGUUAAAAUGUGCUUUGAUAGAGGCAAAAAUUUUUUUAGCUGGUGCCAUCAACCCAGUGUAUAUCGUAUGUUGAUAAGCUUAGUAAUCCUCAUGCUCUGGCUUUUGUCACUUACUAAAAGAAAUUUUGGCCCAUCAUGUUUUGCUCCCUCUUUGAUCGUAUCUUAAAGCCUUGUCAUUGUCCAAGUGUUACUUACUUGUCUUAAUAUUCGUGAGCGAGAAAACAUAAUUUGAUUGAUUGCUUGGUGGAGAGCAAUAUUCAACUCAGUUGUUUUUGAACCAGAGCACGUGCUCACAUUUCCAAAAGUUAAUCAGUUUUUUCUCUGGUUCCAUUUUUGCAAAAAUCACAGAAAUUUUCGGACGAUUUUGUCUCUUGAUUCUUUUUUUAUCGAAUCAAAAAUUGCAAAACAUUUUGAAAUCAAGGAAUGGAUCAAUGCCCCUCUGCAAGAAAUGGAUUCAACUAAAUUCUUAAAUCACAAUAAUGCAGUAUAAGUCAUAUUGCCUGAAUAGAGCUACAACUUUUUAUUGUAGCGGGAGGGAGUGAGACACAUCUAGCACUUUUGAAUUGCCACAUUUCAUUCAAGUUUAAGUACAAAAAGGAGGUCUGAUAUUUAAUGGAAUUGGCCUUCUCCAUGCCUUUAUCUUGCAGAUGUCUAAUGAUUGUUAGGGAAAAACAAUAAGGCUCUGAAAACUUUUUCUUCCGGAUUCUCUUUGGGUCCUGAGUAUUGGUUUUUAAAUUUUCCCAACUACAUGUUUGAAAAAUACCAAAAAAUUCAAACAAGUUUCUAUCUUUUAAGAACAAUCAGAAAGUUUCCCUACCAAGUAUUUUUCCUCAAAAGCUUACUAGCUAUUUUAUGAAGAUAUUACAUACUUUCCAGUAACUAUGCCCCUACAAUUUCUUUAUCACCAGAAUUUUUAAGAAAAAGAAGUAAAUAUGUUAGAAAUUGAAAUGAAAUUGGUAGUUCUCCCCCCCCCCCCCAAAAAAAAAAGUUUAUUUGUUAAUUAUUUGUUACACAUUUGAUCUGAAUUGUUAAAAAUCCUAAAAAUUCUAUGAACAUAAAAAUAAGAAGCGCUGAUAGUCUGUGCUUAUGUUGGUUUCCUUUUUAAAUUUUGUGUUUACAUUGUUUUUGUAGUUUUAAGCGAGCUAGACAAUUGUAAAAGUUUUUAUUGUUAAUGAGAUCAACAAUAUCUAUUUUUUUAAAGUUUUAAUGUAUAAUUUUGUAAAAAUCUUUGUAUAGUAGGUGUAGUGUAAGGACUCAGAGUUAAAUUUUCCUCACGUUGUUCGUAAAUCUUCAGACAUUUUUAGUACACAAAGGAGAAAUAUUAAAUAAUUUCACCCCCAUGAAAAUCAAUUUUAUUCAUAAUUUUCUUACUGAAAGCUUUAAAAAACGCAAUUUUUUGUUCUUUGGCCCACAUUGAAUCAAAGGUUGUUGCAGAUAAAGGCGUUACGCAACAUUUUUAAUUUAUUAUGAGAAAGAGUUGAGAAGGUUUCAAAAUUGGUCACAGUCAUUGUGAAAUAGUGAAGGACAGCAAGCCGAACGAGAAGAGCAUAAUAUUUGUUUAUUUCUGGAAGGAACUUUGUAAUAUUUAUCUUUCACAAUUUUGGCUUUAAUGUUUCAAAAAUGUUCCCGAAUGCCUUCAGCUACAUCACCUUUGCAUUCAGUAUUGAGAAAUACAAACCAAUUAUCUUUAAGGGAAGUGUAAUUAAUUCAAGCAUAAUUUUCAAGUCUAAGAAUGACAAAGCAAAAUGUGAACAUCGUAUUUCUGUUCAUAUUUGAGGAGUGUAAAAAAGUAGUUUUUAUUUUCAAUUUCCAUGAUUGCAACGGUUUAUUCCCAUCUUCUGACUGUCUUGCAAUAACUCUCUCAGCGAAGACUUGUAUAAGAUUGGCUUAAUGUAUUUUACUUUUGAACGUAUUUUACUAGCUGUUGAUUUUUAUACUUUUUCACUCAAAAUUAGUAUGGUUUUAUUAUGUUUUCUGUCUUCUUCAUCUACAAUCAAGAGAAAAGAAAAAAAUUGUACGUCUGUGAUUUAAUUUUAGAAAUUUUAUAUUUUCUUUCUCUGUAUCUAAUCCAGUAAUCUUAUGUUGUUAUCAAAACUGUCUUACAAAUUUUGGAUCAAAUAGAAUAGUCCCAUGUACUAAAAUAUGUAUCAUUCAAAUAAUAACUGCGGAUCAAACUACGUUUGCUCCAAUUGACUAAUACGUACCUCAAUGAAAUUGAUUCUUCAGAUUAUGAAUAAAUCUCACUCUGCAAACAUAAUGUAACUCAAAAUAGACUUAUUUGAGCAAGAAGGAUCCUCAAGUAUGUAUAGGGUUACAAAUCAAAUUGUCCUGUUUUGCUGAAUGUGGUUCAGAUGUUUUAGUGAUUAAUGUGGCUUGAAUUCACUCAUAUGGUGAUAGUAGAUGUAAGAAGGGUUCAAUCAACUUCUUCAAUAAGAAAGUGGACCUCCAUCAAGCAUUCGUUAAAUUCAACUAAGCUCACUGAAUGUUUAUUCUUAAAUGGAAAUUUUUCCUGAUUAUCCCAUACUGCCAAUCAAGGAACUCUUGUUUUAGUCAAACGCAGGUCUUUACAAUUUUCUUUCAAAUUCCUGUAAUGAUAUGAAAUUAAAGAAGAUUAUUGUCAAAGUUUCUUCCAGCUUUCAUAAUUGAUUUUUAACACAGAACCUUUCUUGCAUCCUUAGUAUCAUUCUCAUUUGUUAGUUUCAGUAAUCUGUUCCAAGGAUGAGAAGCUUCAAUACAUUGUGCCUUAACUUAAAAGCAAUCCUGACUUUUUCUGCACUAAGUGAACUUGAUGAACAGUUGAACAGUUUCUUUGAUUUGUAAGUCAUUGGUGAUAACAAUUUCAAAACCAGAUGCAUUGGUACAUGAUGACACAUUGUAACGUUAAUACCAAUGUAAUAAUACUCAUGUAAAUGUGUUUUGAUAAAAUAAUUUAUUUAUUUUUAUAAUUAUGUAUUGCGAUUCCAACAAAUAAACUCUGUUCAAAAGAA
Bemisia tabaci is the source of this 8280-nucleotide messenger RNA. Its product is annotated as semaphorin-1A. The record is from RefSeq and is a predicted model, not a curated record. Gene Ontology annotation, molecular function: semaphorin receptor binding; chemorepellent activity. Gene Ontology annotation, biological process: negative chemotaxis; positive regulation of cell migration; axon guidance. Lineage: Eukaryota; Metazoa; Arthropoda; Insecta; Hemiptera; Aleyrodidae. Gene Ontology annotation, cellular component: plasma membrane.